Messenger RNA from Helianthus annuus (common sunflower), 683 nucleotides. RefSeq lists its product as uncharacterized. Bases 68 to 676 code for a protein of 202 amino acids. Lineage: Eukaryota; Viridiplantae; Streptophyta; Magnoliopsida; Asterales; Asteraceae. The record is from RefSeq and is a predicted model, not a curated record. The transcript is spliced from 2 exons.
CAGCCCCUCCACUCAUCCCUUUCAUUACCCUUGCAUCAUCCUGCUUCUAUCUCCACAUCAAAAAGACAUGGAUAGUGUUUGUGUUUAUGAAGAGAAGACAGUCAUUCAUGAGCUAUCUCAAGGGAUGCAAAUGGCUAACCAGCUAAGGGCUAAUCUGCAUUCACCUGAAGUAAGAGACUUUUUGAUACAAAAGAUCUUAUCUUCGUAUGAGAACGCUCUUUACGUUCUCCAAUCAGGCUAUUCUGCUGAGCGGCCUCCGCCACCUGCCCUUUCAGCACCUAGCCUGCCCGAAUCAUCCAUAUCCUUUGGGAGCCCAGAAAGUGAACAAUUCGAGUUCGACCAACCCUAUUCGUUUCAGCAAAGCGAAAACGUCAUUUCCCAAAAGAGAAAGGGGUCCCCAACAUGGGAAGAUCAAGUUCAAGCAAGCAGAAGCAAAGGGUUUAAGGGUGAUGUUGUUCGAUAUUCAACAUCAUUCGGACUCAUGGAAGAUUACCACCAACUUCGUUUUCCAAGUCAUUAUAAUGAAGAUUUAUUGCAAAUUUAUUCACCAUUGUUUAUCUCCCCAGUUACCUCUGAACCAAAUGUUUUCACAGAGUGGGGAUGUUCAUCCUUGGAUUUCCCGGCUGAUCUGGCAGAUGUACACCUUGAUUUUGAAUCAAUGAACUCUUUCUUUUAGAAGGUUA